Molecule: messenger RNA, 2696 nt
Organism: Amphiprion ocellaris (clown anemonefish)
Lineage: Eukaryota; Metazoa; Chordata; Actinopteri; Pomacentridae
Exons: 2
Coding region: 55-1317 (420 amino acids)
Biological process (GO): inflammatory response; toll-like receptor signaling pathway; immune response
Cellular component (GO): membrane
Molecular function (GO): transmembrane signaling receptor activity
Source: RefSeq, a predicted model, not a curated record
CACAGUAGGAAUUCUGUUUGUGAUUUCAGCCGGAGUGUAAAGUCUCAGCUGGUAAUGGAAGCGACCAGUUCCCUUGAUACUGCAGACAUUCAGUCACAGCCCACUGUCCCACUGUCUCCACAUGUUUAUGUUCCUCCCACACUGAGAGGUGAGGAGUGUUACCAUGUCUUCAUCAGCUACAGCAGCACUGACUACCAGUGGACCCACUCCCUCAUCAACCAGCUGGAGUCCCGCAGUCUGCAGGUCUGCUACCAUGAGCGGGACUUCACUCCCGGUCGCACCGUGUUGGAGAACAUGUCAGAGUGCAUCCAGGAGAGCCAGAAGGUCCUGCUGGUCCUCAGCCCAGAGUUUGUGAGGAGUCGCUGGUGUCUCCUGGAGGCCAACAUGUCUCUGUUCAGAGACUGUCUGGAGAGGAAACCCAUCAUCCCAGUGCUGCUGGAUCCAGGAGUCUCAGUUCCUCUUCACCUCUGCCAUCUCACCUACCUGGAGGCCAGUGACCACGACUUUCUGAAUAAGCUGCUCAAAGUGAUCUGCACCCCCAACCAGCAGCUUCAGGGCUCCACUGUGCUUCCUUUCCAGCCUCCCUCCAUCUACAACGGAAAGGCCCUGCAGCCUCUGUCUGCUGUCAAUGAUGAGGGACUCAAUAAAUGGGACUGUGGUCAGUUCAGUGACAUGGAGGUACCUGACCAACUGCGCCUGAUCAUUGAGGACCAAGAGCAGUACAGAAAGGCUGUGAGGAUAAUCAACAGAGUCUCUCAGAACAAAGUGGGGCUGCGACUGAUCUUGAUUACAUCACUGAUUUACGCAUUUGGUACAAUCGCUCCUGCAUUAUAUUUAAUAGCAACAACUGCAGGUGGUCUGGUAGACACCAAACAUGACACCACAAAUGUAACUGAGUCAGGUUUUGCUAUGUUUUGUGGUUGCUGUAUUCUAGUUAUGAUGGUUAUUCAGCUUGCUUUCUGGGAGAAGGAUAUUGAGUGGUACAUUGUGAGGGAGAUGCAGAAAGCUGUAGGUGAAGCAAACAUAAUCCUCUCUGAGCAGAAGGUGUUAAUGGGCUGUCAGUCCAAUUCCAAAAUUAAUCUGGUAUAUGUCAUUUUGGAUGGUUGCAAACUGGACUUUGCCGCAACAUUUUCUGAGCAGGCUGUUGCUGAGGAUAUGUUUCGUAGAGCGUUGCUCUUCUUCUCAUCGGGAUACACCUGCUGUCUUGCCAAAAGACACUUUCCUUUUCCUAUGCCUGACUCUGGAGGUCACUUGGAGGGAGGAGUGUGUUUCUGUCAGUAUGUCUCCCAGCAGCUGAGCAGAGAAGAAUGGAAGUAGGAAGAAAAGAACUUCAGGAUGUAUUGAUGAUCCAAAAGAUGUGGAGCAAAUUGUCAGUUUCAGAAAAGCUUAUUGUAACUUUGAUAACAUUACCGCUGCUUGCAUGCAGUUGCUUCAUAAUCUUAUCUGACAAAAUCCCAACCAACAACCAUCAUUUUCUGUGAGUAGACAAAGAAACCAGUGACAGCCACUAAAGUGAUAGUUUGGUUUCUCUGACAUGUGGUCAUAUUAGGCACCUAUCCAUACUUAGUGUACUAUGAAACAACUAGUAUGCAGCAACAAGGAGUAUUUCAAUCUAUCUAAAAACAGAGUCAACGAAAAAAAUCUAUAUCAGUUUAAAAAUACACUAUUUUUAGAACAUUUUCACCAUUUUUCCUUGCUGUCACUCAGCUCUUUAAUGGCUGUGAAUUUAUACUUUGACAUUAUUCUAUUCUGUGCCACCAGACUCCAUUGAAAAAAACUUCUGGUGUGAUUUUUUAAGGGAGGUUUAAAUGUUCUUUACUGGUUUUAGUCAAAAGUGUGAACUUACUGUUGAAAGUAAUCCACUGAAGAAGGUUGAAAAGGCGUAUUUUUUCAGGUAUUUUUUUCAGUUUUUACGAAUUACCUUUAUGUGAUGAGUUCAUUUGCCUAAUUUGCUUUUAUCAGAGAAACCAAAUGGGCACCAUUAAUCACCAGUAAGAUGUUACCACAGUAAACUGAUAUGGGACCACUUAGACUUCUAUGAAUAAUAGUAGUGUGUCAUGCCACUACAUCAUUGUGUGUUUGUGAAUAAGAGCAGUCCAAGUAGUAAACACUAAACGAAAUUGGUAUCUUUGCAAACAUAUGCAUAUCACUUUCACAUUCUAGUUGGCAUUUGACUCAGUGUUCUGAGGCUGAAUUCAGUUUACUUUAUCAGUCUGCUAGGGGUGCACUGUUUCUCGUUUCAUUUACAGAUUCAUAUGCAGUAAUGUCUUUUGAGCCAUUUACCAAAUGUAAGUGCAUGCAUUAUACAGUACAGUUUAUUUGUGAUUAAGGCACGUCUAGUGAAACCUUAUUACAUUUCACUGAAUUAAACCUUUGACAACAUAUUCUGCAGCCAAUAAACAUCCCUUGUACAACCUUCUCUGUUAGCGUUCAUGUGGUUUCUCCAGGAAGGAACGUGCAUUUAUAUUUUAUGUUUUAAAUCAUUUUAAUUUUACAACUAGUGUUAGCUGUCACAUUUUUGUGUUUGAUCAUAUCAGAUACCAUUUUAUUUGCUAAUUAGCUCAUUAAAAAUGUAUUACGUCGUCAGCACAGUAUUUGUUUUCUCAAAAGAAUGAGUGCGCUCCUUGCAAAAACCAUGGAGAAUGGUAACAGAGUAGGAAAACACCCAGGGCAGUUUCCUGAAAAUAAAGACAUUU